AUGGCCGUCAACCUUAGGUCGCAGGGCACUGCCACACCGGCGGCACUGCACUCUCCCGAACACAUUUUGUCCCUCGAUGCCGGGGAAGCCCACCGUCUCUUCAACGAUGGGAAAUUGACCAUUUCGGGCUUACUUUCUCGGAUCUUGACGCAAAUUAAGGACACGAACACCAAUGGACCAAAGUUGGGGGCUAUUGUGUUCUUAGCGUCCGAACCUCAACUCAUGGCACGCGCCGGGGAUCUUCAGCAGGAGCUGGAAUCGGGCCACAGCCGCGGGCCACUACACGGAAUCCCAGUGGUUCUCAAGGAUUGUAUCGCCACUUCCCCCCUCCUCGGAAUGCCAACUAGCGCGGGAAGUUACGCUCUUUUGAACACCACCAAGGUUACUAGAAACGCUCCCAUCGUUGAAAGGCUUCUAGAUGCCGGCGCCAUUAUUGUUGGUAAAAGUAACCUCAGCGAGUUCUGCGCUUUCAAAGGCGACGGACUCAUCGACGGAUUCUCUCCUGUUGGCGGCCAGACUAAAUCACCUUACGUUUAUGGAGAAAUUGUGCUUGACGAAGGCGAUCUCUCCCCAUCGAGCCCAGGCGGGUCGUCAACAGGCAGCGCGGUAAGCGUCUCGGCAGGAUUCGCUCUCAUCGGCAUUGGCACCGAAAAUGAUGGCUCGAUCGUCCAACCGGCUUCCAGAUAG
Dichotomopilus funicola is the source of this 687-nucleotide messenger RNA. RefSeq names its product amidase signature domain-containing protein. The record is from RefSeq and is a predicted model, not a curated record. The transcript is spliced from 6 exons. Lineage: Eukaryota; Fungi; Ascomycota; Sordariomycetes; Sordariales; Chaetomiaceae. Bases 1 to 687 code for a protein of 228 amino acids.